This is a messenger RNA of Meloidogyne enterolobii, 1194 nucleotides long. NCBI's taxonomy places the organism in Eukaryota, Metazoa, Nematoda, Chromadorea, Rhabditida, Meloidogynidae. The record is from the annotation of a GenBank genome assembly.
AUGCGCGAGAUUGUUCACAUACAGGCAGGUCAAUGCGGGAAUCAAAUCGGUGCAAAAUUUUGGGAAGUAAUAUCUGAUGAGCAUGGUAUUGAUCCUACUGGAAUGUAUAAUGGUGAUUCUGAUUUACAAUUAGAAAGAAUUAAUGUCUAUUACAAUGAGGCCAGCGGUGGGAAACAUGUACCUAGGGCUGUUUUGGUUGAUUUAGAACCUGGAACGAUGGAUUCAGUAAGAGCAGGACCGAUUGGGCAACUAUUUCGUCCUGAUAAUUUUGUAUUUGGUCAAAGUGGUGCAGGAAAUAACUGGGCUAAAGGACAUUAUACAGAAGGGGCUGAAUUAGUUGAUAAUGUUUUGGAUGUACCCUAUAACGCAACAUUAUCCGUACACCAAUUAGUUGAAAAUACAGAUGAGACAUUUUGUAUCGAUAAUGAAGCUCUUUAUGAUAUAUGCUUCAGAACUUUGAAACUUACAACUCCAACAUAUGGAGAUCUUAACCAUUUAGUGAGCAUGACAAUGUCUGGUAUGUUUUUGCCAUCUUUUAAAUUUCAAAGCUUAAAAGGUGUAACAACUUGCCUACGUUUUCCGGGACAAUUAAAUGCGGAUCUAAGAAAAUUAGCAACAAACAUGGUACCGUUUCCUAGACUUCAUUUCUUUAUGCCUGGAUUUGCUCCACUGACGUCAAGAGGAAGUCAGAAUUAUAGGGCUUUGACUGUGCCAGAAUUGACACAACAAAUGUUUGAUGCUAAGAAUAUGAUGGCAGCUUGUGAUCCACGUCACGGAUAUCUAACAGUCGCAGCAAUAUUUCGAGGUCGAAUGAGUAUGAAAGAAGUUGAUGAACAAAUGUUAAAUGUUCAAAACAAAAAUUCUUCAUAUUUUGUUGAAUGGAUUCCUAAUAAUGUAAAGACUGCUGUUUGUGAUAUUCCUCCAAGAGGUGUUAAGAUGGCUGCUACUUUUAUUGGAAACUCUACUGCUAUUCAGGAAUUGUUUAAGCGAAUAUCUGAACAAUUUACUUCUAUGUUCAGACGCAAAGCUUUUCUUCAUUGGUACACAGGCGAAGGAAUGGAUGAAAUGGAAUUUACUGAAGCUGAAUCUAAUAUGAAUGAUUUAGUUUCGGAAUAUCAGCAAUACCAGGAUGCCACUGCUGAUGAUGAAGGAGAAUUUGAAGAACAUGAAGAGCCGGAGCAUGAUAUUGAAUAG